AUGAAGUGGCUGGCCUUGUUUUUUGCCCUGGUGUCGUCCACUAGGUCGACUCUGGUUUCUGAUGUCAACGGCGCCUUUCAACGCACGCCAUUGCUUGGACAGACAGUCAAUUUGACUGCAUUGGUGACCGCAAAGGUGCGAAAUGGUUAUAAAGAUCAACAAGGCCAUAACCUCUUCCUUAGGGUUCCUCGGGUUUCUAUUUUGCGCGGUGAACCUGUCGAUGAUAAGAGAGUAUCGUAUGGGUUGUUUGUGUACACUACGAGCAACACCACUCUAGCACAAGUUACUCCUGGAGAUAUCGUCAGUCUCACAGGAAAGGUUGCGGAAUAUCGACCAGCUGCUAACCCCGACUACCUGUUAUUGACCGAGAUAACAUCACCCGCCAACAUCCACCGUCUUUCGUCCAACAACACAUUUGAGCCCAUUGUGAUAGGAAAGGAUCGUGUCCCGCCUACGCAGUUCUUCUCCCCCGCUGGAUUCAACGGAAGUCUCCAGCCAGACAAAUAUGGCAUCGACUUCUGGCAGUCCCUGCAAGGGCAGCUUGUGUCUAUCCCCAGUCCGGUCGCAAUCAACUACCCCAAUUCCUUCAGCGAGGUCUGGGUCCAUGGUGACUGGCCAGUCACAGGCAAAAACUCGAGAGGCGGUUUGACCAUGACGUUCGGGGCGGACGGGACUCCAGAUGCGAACCCCGAGGCAGUCCUUCUCGGUAAGCCGCUUGAUGGAACGAAAAAUCCCAAGGUGGCUAUUGGCACAACUCUUUCUGAUAUUGUUGGGGUGGUGACAUAUCAGUUUGGAUGGUACUAUGUUCUCCCGCUAACAGCACCAACCGUUCUCUUCCAACCCAAGUUUUGA
This is a messenger RNA of Mycena indigotica, 852 nucleotides long. RefSeq lists its product as uncharacterized. The transcript has 3 exons. The coding region runs from base 1 to 852 and encodes 283 amino acids. Lineage: Eukaryota; Fungi; Basidiomycota; Agaricomycetes; Agaricales; Mycenaceae. The record is from RefSeq and is a predicted model, not a curated record.